This is a messenger RNA of Protopterus annectens (West African lungfish), 2239 nucleotides long. It is a transcript of the gene EGLN1, whose product is annotated as egl-9 family hypoxia inducible factor 1. The record is from RefSeq and is a predicted model, not a curated record. Lineage: Eukaryota; Metazoa; Chordata; Ceratodontiformes; Protopteridae. The coding region runs from base 453 to 1616 and encodes 387 amino acids. Gene Ontology annotation, molecular function: L-ascorbic acid binding; ferrous iron binding; peptidyl-proline 4-dioxygenase activity. The transcript is spliced from 5 exons. Gene Ontology annotation, biological process: peptidyl-proline hydroxylation to 4-hydroxy-L-proline; cellular response to hypoxia. Gene Ontology annotation, cellular component: nucleus; cytoplasm.
GGUGUGUGACAAACAGUAACCUAGCUUGUUGGGGCAGUGAUCGGACCCCUCCCGCGGAGCGUGACAUCACGGCCCUGAGCUGCCGCCGCCACUGGUGGAAGUGGUGUGUACGUGCUGAGCCGAAACUCGGAGUGGCGGCCACUGUAGCUCAGCUGCCACGGUAUCUCAUAGUGAAACGCACUCUGUAGGGCAGGAAAGUGACAUAUAAGCAUCGCUACAAGCUUUAAUCAGUGAAAGCCAGGGACCCUUCAAUAUCGCGGAGAGCGGGCUGGCUGCAGCCUGUGCCUGUCAUUGGAAAACCAGAGUGAGGUGCAUGUCGGGGUGCGCGGCAGGGCACUUUGCCGCCGCCUCGGCAGCUGCAACGAACUCGGUGCCCGGCCCGCCGUCACCGCAGUGUGCAGUGAAGAGAAGGCGCCGGACCCUGGCACGCCACAAGGGCUAUACCGUCGGACAUGGAGAACGAUGUGGCGGCGGCAGUGGCUGAACAGGAACGUCAGUACUGCGAAUUGUGUGGAAAGAUGGAAAACUUACUGAGGUGCGGCCGUUGCCGAAGCUCUUAUUACUGCAGCAAAGAGCACCAGAAGCGUGACUGGAAGAAACACCGCCGGGUGUGCAAGGAAACAGAUAUGCGUGAUUCCAAUCAGAUUAUCGCGGAGAAAAGUACCCCCCAAAAUGCAAAGGGUAACCGGCAAGAGCAACAUAAGGAGCGGACAGCAGACACAUCUUCCCUUGUUGCUAGCGGUGGGCCCAAUAUCACCCACCCAGAGGUAGACAAACCAAAACAGUUGCCUUCAGUGGAGGAGCAGCCAGCAGCAGACCAGAGACUGACUGCGAACUGCUGUAACAGCGGAGGAGAGCCACUGAAGAGAAACAACCAGCAGUUGCAGCGGGGUAGUAGGACCCACCCUCAAAAGUUGGCGUUGGAAUAUAUCGUGCCAUGCAUGAACAAACAUGGCAUUUGUGUCGUGGAGCAAUUCUUGGGUGAGGAACAUGGGCAGAGCGUCCUGGAUGAAGUGAAAGCGUUGCAUCAGACUGGAAGAUUCACCGAUGGUCAGCUGGUGAGCCAGAAGAGCGACUCCUCCAAAGCUAUUAGAGGAGACAAGAUAACAUGGGUAGAGGGUCGAGAGGCAGAGUGUCCGAAAAUCGGCUUUCUAAUGAACAGCAUGGACGAACUAGUCAGGCAUUGCAAUGGCAAAUUGGGAAACUACAAAAUCAAUGGCAGAACCAAGGCAAUGGUUGCAUGUUAUCCAGGCAAUGGAACAGGAUAUGUCCGCCAUGUGGAUAAUCCCAAUGGAGAUGGAAGAUGUGUCACUUGUAUAUAUUAUCUUAAUAAGGACUGGGAUUCUAAGGUGCAUGGAGGUCUUCUAAGGAUAUUUCCAGAAGGAAAAGCUCAGUUUGCAGAUAUCGAACCAAAAUUUGACAGAUUACUGUUUUUCUGGUCUGAUCGUCGUAACCCCCAUGAAGUUCAGCCGGCAUUUGUUACAAGGUACGCAAUAACUGUGUGGUAUUUUGAUGCUGAUGAAAGAGCUCGAGCCAAGGAAAAAUACCUCACAGGAGAAAAGGGAGUGAAGGUUGAAUUAAAUAAGCCUUCUGAUCCAAAUGUGAAAGAAGUGUGAUCCACCUUUCUCCAUCUGAGAAUCCAGUGCACUUUGUUUUUUUUUUACUUGAGUAUAUAACAGAGCUGAUGAUUACCUGCUGCCAUCAGCUAGUCUGAAAAUAUGUGCAUCAGCUUUAAACUGUGGGUCUUGAGGCCUGGCAGUGCAUUGGAGUUUGUGCUGUAACUACAUGUUCAAGCAUCUGGCACACCUGAACAGAUAAUAUUGACAGAUAUGGACUGAGGAAAACACCUCCAAAAUAUUACAGUUAAAAUGAAUUCAUUUUUGCGGACGAGUAACAUGCACUUCAUUUUCUUGAUUGUACAGUUAGGAAAUUCUGUUUGUGUUUGGGGUAAUUUUCUUGCAUAUCAAGGUACAGUUUAUAAAUUCAGAUUCAAGACACUUCAAUACUGAUGUUCUGAUGAUGAUAUUGAUAUAUUUUUGUAAAAUGGUUUAUAGCAUUUUUGAAUCUAUACUGUUGAAGCAACUAAUUGCAUUAAAUAUGCAUGUUUUAAUGUAUACAUGACUCGUACAUCUCACCUUUCUAGAUUUUCUCAGAAUGUCCAGAUUUUGGCCUCUUAUAUUUUAGUCAUCCCUCAUAAAAUUUGUGUUUUUCUAACAAUUCAGUGAGGAUUGAAGUAAUU